UGAUAACGAUGAUUACAAUGAUCCACCAUUUCUUGAUCAUCAUCGUAAUAAUCGACAUUCAUCAAGAAAAAUUAAAACCAAACAAAAAUCCGGUACCUGUAUGAAUACGGAAGAAUUUCGUCGUCGUGGUAAAGAAAUGGUUGAUUAUAUUGCUGAUUAUAUGGAAACUAUUCAUAAACGACGUGUAACACCUAAUGUUGAACCAGGUUAUCUAAAAGAUUUCCUACCAGAAUCAGCACCAAUCGAAGGUGAAUCAUGGGAUAAUAUUAUGGAUGAUUUUGAAAAAUUGAUUAUGCCCGGUGUUACACAUUGGCAACAUCCACGUUUUCAUGCAUAUUUUCCGGCCGGUAAUUCUUAUCCAUCAAUAUUGGCCGAUAUGAUUUCCGAUGGUAUUGGUUGUGUUGGAUUUUCAUGGGCAGCAAGUCCAGCUUGUACUGAAUUAGAAAUUAUUAUGUUAGAUUGGGUGGGUAAAAUGAUCGGUCUGCCGGAACAAUUUCUUUGUUUUAGUAAUCAUUCAAGUCGUGGUGGUGGUGUUAUACAGGGUUCAGCAAGUGAUUGUGUUCUGGUAUCAUUAUUGGCUGCAAGAUGUGCUGCAAUCAAAGAAUUACAAACAAAACUACAAAAAGAUUCUAAAAAUGAACAACAAAUUGAUGAAAGUUCAUUAUUAUCAAAAUUAGUUGGUUAUUGUUCAAAAGAAGCACAUUCUUGUGUUGAAAAAGCAGCAAUGAUUGCAUUGGUAAAAUUACGUAUAUUAGAUACUGAUGAAAAUUUUUCAUUACGUGGUCAAUCAUUACGUGAAGCAAUGGAUGAAGAUAAACGUAAUGGAUUGAUACCAUUUUUUGUAUCAGCAACAUUAGGUACAACAUCAUGUUGUUCAUUUGAUGCUUUAAAUGAAAUUGGACCAAUAUGUUCAAGAGAAAAUAUUUGGUUACAUGUUGAUGCAGCAUAUGCUGGUAAUGCAUUUAUUUGUCCAGAAUUUCAAUAUCUUAUGAAAGGAAUUGAGCAUGCAUCAUCAUUCAAUAUGAAUCCAAAUAAAUGGAUGUUAGUUAAUUUUGAUUGUUCAUUAUUAUGGGUUCGUGAUCGUUUUAAAUUAACACAAGCAUUGGUUGUUGAUCCAUUAUAUUUACAGCAUAGUUUUUCUGAACGUGCUAUUGAUUAUCGGCAUUGGGGUAUACCAUUAUCAAGACGAUUUCGUUCAUUAAAACUUUGGUUUGUUAUUCGUAAUUAUGGUAUUGAAGGUUUACAACGUUAUAUUCGUGAGCACGUUCGAUUGGCCAAAAGAUUCGAACGACUUUUACGUAAAGAUGAUCGAUUCGAAGUUGUUAAUCAGGUUAAACUUGGUUUGGUUUGUUUUCGUUUAAAGAGUUCGGAUGUAACAAAUCAAAAAUUUUUAUCCACUGUUAAUGCAUCGGGUAAAUUACAUAUGGUACCAGCAUCAUUAAACGGAAAAUAUGUAACCAGAUUUUGUGUUUGUGCACAAAAUGCAUCAAACGAUGAUAUUGAUCAUGCAUAUAAUGUUAUAGCACAAUUUGCAACCGAUCUAUUUGAAAUAAUCGAAAUGGAAGAUAAGAAAAAACCAUUAACAAUAACCGAAACAACAAUUGUAACCGCAUUGAUAACACCAACAACAACAACAACCACAGCAAACAUAAUAAUGAAAGAUACAAAUAAUGAAGAUAAUGAAUCAGUUGAUGAAGUAUUUAUGUUGGAUCGUAAACGACAAAUGAGUUUACGUUAUAAACGUUCAUUUUUCGUUCGAAUGGUAUCUGAUCCAAAACUUUAUAAUCCAAAGAUUGUGAAAGCAUUAAAUAAUACAAAUUCAUCAUCACAAUCAUCAUUGGAUAAUUCACAACAACAACAACAACCGAUAGCUCAUAUUCCUAAUCCUAAUCCUAAUGAUAGUAAUAUUAACGAUAAUCGUAGUGAUGCCGAUAAUGAACGACAUACAACAAGUGAAUCAAAUGAAUCAUCAUCAACGAAAAAUUCCAAUUGAAACAACAAUGUUUUUGCUUUUAAUUUCUUAAUUUCUUCAUAUCUCUGUGUCG
This is a messenger RNA of Dermatophagoides pteronyssinus (European house dust mite), 2045 nucleotides long. Its product is annotated as aromatic-L-amino-acid decarboxylase-like. The record is from RefSeq and is a predicted model, not a curated record. Gene Ontology annotation, molecular function: carboxy-lyase activity; pyridoxal phosphate binding. Gene Ontology annotation, biological process: amino acid metabolic process; carboxylic acid metabolic process. Gene Ontology annotation, cellular component: cytoplasm. Lineage: Eukaryota; Metazoa; Arthropoda; Arachnida; Sarcoptiformes; Pyroglyphidae.